Molecule: messenger RNA, 695 nt
Organism: Zophobas morio
Lineage: Eukaryota; Metazoa; Arthropoda; Insecta; Coleoptera; Tenebrionidae
Product: nuclear nucleic acid-binding protein C1D-like
Exons: 2
Coding region: 234-659 (141 amino acids)
Biological process (GO): maturation of 5.8S rRNA; regulation of gene expression
Cellular component (GO): nucleolus; exosome (RNase complex)
Molecular function (GO): RNA binding; DNA binding
Source: RefSeq, a predicted model, not a curated record
GUUUUGCAAAAAUAGCCUCUAUAUGUCGCUUUUCUAUGUUCUCUGGUCAAAUUAACCUCCUAAUUAUUAGGAAUUUUCUGAUGUAGGUUGGUACAACGAUCGCAUCCUGCACUUAUUGACGCUUCUGUAUUCAGUAAUUCUGUAUGUCACUAAUUGAGGUUAGUUUGAAACUCAGUGAUAAAAGAUUAAUUAAUCGAUCUGUAUAACUAGUUUUUACACUAUAAAAGACAAAUAUGGAGAGCGACAUCGAUUUUGGAGAUCUACGCGACGACAAACUAAUCCAACAGAAACUGACAAAUUUUCACAAUAGUGUUCAAAAAAUUGGAAAAAUCGUCGAGUUAUCGUCCAACCCAGACCUAUACGAAAAGCUGACCACAAAAGAAAAAGUAGAUUUCGAUUUAUUUAUGGCAUAUACUUUAAACACACUUUUCUGGCUGUACAUGAAAACAAAAGGAGAGGACCCAAAUAAAAGCGAGAUAAAAAACCAGUUGAAUAGGGUGAAAGAGUACAUGGUUAAGGCAAAAGACGCUAACGACAAGGCGCAUCGACCUCGAGUGAAUCAAGCAGCUGCCGCAAGAUUUAUAAAGCAUGGCAUACAUUAUAAAGACGGAGACGAACCAGAAGAGCCUCCCGUUAAAAAAAUGAAAUUGUCAGAUUAGGAAAUAAAUUUAUGAUAAAAAAAUUGUUGAUUUUGU